CCCCCCCAUCCUUGCCGCAAAAGGGCCCUCGAAGCGCAAGAGUGCCGGGAGCUGCGCGAGGGAACGCCAAAGUAAACGCAACAGCAUUUUGGCUUGAGCUUUUCUUCGGAACAAAACAACUUUGUCGACUUCCCUCGCGCAGUUCAAGCAAACGCACGCCAGCCGAAAGUGCCCCCCCCCCCAAACGUCAAAAGUAAUUAGGAGGAGUGCACUCCUGCAGCUUUCCUUGCUUGAGAACUUUUGCGGCUCCUCAUGCAUUUUUCAUCAAGGCCGAGGCCGGAGCAGAAACAUUCGAUCAACAACUAUGACUGCCGCUUGACAUUUUAACGCCUUUUCACGCUCGCGUGCAGUUUGUUUCAAUGAGAGAUGCUGACUAUGGCCAAAAUUCCACCCGAUUGGAGACGGCCAAGUCCUAAACUUGGAAGUCCUUUGCUUUGUGUGCGUGUGUGUGUGUGUGUGCGCGCGCACAGAAAGCAGCUUCCUGUUGGGCAACGCGCAGAUCGUCGAGUGGCCGGUGGUGUACAGCAACGAUGGAUUCUGCAAGCUGUCCGGCUACCACAGAGCCGAGGUCAUGCACAGGAGCAGCACGUGCAAGAUGGACAAAGUUGGCCAGACUGACGCGGGCGCUUACCAACAAUCGCAACGUGGUCCAGCAGAUGGCGCCGCUGAGCAAGACGGAGGUCAGCCACAAGCCGUCCCGGUUGGCAGAGGUCAGCGUCAAAGGAGAGCCGAGGCGGGCCGCGGAGGGUUACGCGGCCCCGAGUGCCCGCUCGGCCAUCGGGAGACAAAAUGUCAAAAUGGCCACCAGUGCGCCAAGGCCAAGCGUCUUCCGCUCUUUUUGUGUGCUUGUGUGUGUGUGUUCCCGCCGACGUCAGGCCCUCCAGCUGGGCUCGGACAUCCUCCCCCAGUACAAGCAGGAAGCCCCCAAGACGCCGCCGCACAUCAUCCUGCACUACUGCACCUUCAAGACCACGUGGGACUGGGUCAUCCUCAUCCUGACCUUCUACACGGCCAUCAUGGUGCCCUACAACGUGUCCUUCCGCACCCGGCAGAACAACCUGGCGUGGCUGGUGCUGGACAGCGUGGUGGACGUCAUCUUCCUGGUGGACAUCGUGCUCAACUUCCACACCACCUUCGUGGGCGCCGCCGGCGAGGUGGUUUCCGACGCCAGGCUCAUCCGCAUGAACUACGUCAAGACCUGGUUCGUCAUCGACCUGCUCUCCUGCCUGCCCUACGACAUCAUCAACGCCUUUGAGCACUUUGAAGAGGACUUUGCGGCGCCCUCGGCGGCGGCGGGCGACUCGGCCGGCUUCCGGCGGAACGGCACCGGGGCGGAGGACUCCGUGCUGCCCGGCCUGAGCAGCCUGUUCAGCUCGCUGAAGGUGAUCCGCCUGCUGCGUUUGGGGCGAGUGGCGCGCAAGCUGGACCACUACCUGGAAUACGGCGCGGCCGUGCUGGUCUUGCUGGUGUGCGUCUUCGGGCUGGUGGCCCACUGGCUGGCCUGCAUCUGGUACAGCAUCGGCGACCACGAGGUCAUCGACGAGCGCACCCACAGCAUCAAGACGGACAGCUGGCUCUACCAGCUGGCGCUGAGCAUGGGGACGCCGUACCGCUACAACGCCAGCGGCACGGGCCGCUGGGAGGGGGGCCCCGGCAAGGACACGCUCUACAUUUCCUCGCUCUACUUCACCAUGACCAGCCUCACCACCAUCGGCUUCGGCAACAUCGCGCCCACCACCGACGGCGAGAAGGUCUUCUCCGUGGCCAUGAUGAUGGUGGGAUCGCUGCUGUACGCCACCAUCUUCGGCAACGUGACCACCAUCUUCCAGCAGAUGUACACCAACACCAACCGCUACCACGAGAUGCUGAACAACGUGCGGGACUUCCUCAAACUCUACCAGGUCCCCAAAGGCCUCAGCGAGCGCGUCAUGGACUUCAUCGUCUCCACCUGGGCGAUGUCAAAGGGCAUCGACACGGAUAAGGUGCUGUCCAUCUGCCCCAAAGACAUGCGAGCGGACAUCUGCGUGCACCUCAACCGUCAGGUGUUCAACGACCACCCGGCCUUCCGCCUGGCGAGCGACGGCUGCCUGCGCUCGCUGGCCGUGGAGUUCCAGACCACUCACUGCGCGCCCGGCGACCUCAUCUUCCACAUCGGCGAGAGCGUGGACACGCUCUGCUUCGUCGUCUCCGGCUCCCUUGAAGUCAUCCAGGAUGACGAGGUCGUCGCCAUCCUGGGUAAAGGCGACGUGUUCGGCGAUGUCUUCUGGAAAGAGAGCACCAUGGCCAGAGCCUGCGCCAACGUGCGCGCGCUGACUUACUGCGACCUGCACGUGAUCCGGCGAGAGGCGCUGACGCGGGUGCUGGACUUCUACACGGCCUUUGCCCACUCCUUCUCGCGCAACCUCAUCCUCACCUGCAACCUGCGAAAACGGGUCAUCUUUCGGAAGAUCGCCGAUGUGAAGCGGGAGCGGGAGCGCCAGAGGACCGAGGUGGCGCUCUCCAUUCCCGACGACCACCCGGUCAGGAAGCUCUUCCAGCGGUUCCGGCAGCAGAGGGACGGCCAGGCGGCGGGGGAAUCCUUCCCGUACCCGGAGGGCAACUGCGUGCGGGAGGGGUCGCCGCGCCCCGCCCCAACUCCGGGCCGACCCGAUAAGUCGGAGCAGAACCGCCCCGAGGAUGCCGCGCCGUCUCAACGGGGGCCUUGCGCCGAGAAGCCGCCGAGCCGGGGGGUCGACGGAGAGGGUGCCGGGGGCCCCGCCGCCCGCCGAGGGUGGGCCAAGUUGAAAAACCCCCCGUCGGCUCCUCCGCCGGGGGAGGGCGAGAAGCCAACGGAGAAGGCGCAAGGCCGGAGCAAAGGAUCUCGGUCUUCGGAGCAACUAGCGGCCACCGAGAAGCAGGCCCGGGCGGGUAGCGCGGGGGAAGGCGCCGACACGGGGCCGCAAGGCGCCCUCCACAAAACAGACUCGUGCGACAGCGGCAUCACCAAGAGCGACCUGCGCAUCGACCGAGUCGGAGAAUCCAGGAGCCCCUUGGAGCGCAGCCCCUUGGAGCGGGACCUCCCGCGGGCCGCGCUGUACGAGGCCAAGGCGGAGCUGAAGGCCGACAUCCAGGCGCUGGGCGGCCGGCUGGCCGCGCUGGAGGCUCGGGUGGGCGAGGUGCUCCGGCUGCUCUCUGUCCGACGACGACUCUCGCUUCCGCCCGCGAAGCGAGGCGACGACCCUGCCGUCGCCUCGCUUCCGGACGCAAAAGACGACGGGCCCUUUUGAGGCGGACCCCGUGCAAACUUAAGUCCGCCGCUCGGGUGCAAACAUACAGAAGGACCGCGUGGGAAGCGUUAGCCGCGUGAAAAUAAGAUCCGCUAUCCGAGACCAAUCUGCGGCGUGACGGAUUUUGCGGCGAUGAUUAACUAGGACGGCCUUGGGUGCGAGGAGCUCGCGAAGGCUUUCGUUGACACGCGCCGGCAACUCAGGCCGACUGGGACGUCGCGUCCAGCUGCCGAUAUCAAGCGCUCCCCUGCCGCCUCGAGGCCGAUUCGCAAAAGGCGGUCGGCGCACGAAAAGAAACGGAAAGUCAAUGGGUGCCUUACGCUGGAAAAGCUCAGUGAUGCUCUGCUGGUUAACCCCGUCAAGAAACGAGCACGCGUUCAGGCCAAGGUUGUCGAGUAUGCCGUGCGCACGCAAAGCCGCCAUCGAGCGAAUGCCAUUUGAUUGAUCCUUCCUACACAUGCUUCAAUGCACUGUCACGCUCA
This is a messenger RNA of Hippocampus zosterae (dwarf seahorse), 3748 nucleotides long. Its product is annotated as potassium voltage-gated channel subfamily H member 5-like. Gene Ontology annotation, molecular function: voltage-gated potassium channel activity. The transcript has 8 exons. Gene Ontology annotation, cellular component: membrane. Gene Ontology annotation, biological process: regulation of membrane potential; potassium ion transmembrane transport. The record is from RefSeq and is a predicted model, not a curated record. Bases 531 to 3266 code for a protein of 911 amino acids. Lineage: Eukaryota; Metazoa; Chordata; Actinopteri; Syngnathiformes; Syngnathidae.